Messenger RNA from Caenorhabditis elegans, 986 nucleotides. It is a transcript of the gene col-61, whose product is annotated as Nematode cuticle collagen N-terminal domain-containing protein. NCBI's taxonomy places the organism in Eukaryota, Metazoa, Nematoda, Chromadorea, Rhabditida, Rhabditidae. The transcript has 3 exons. The coding region runs from base 26 to 949 and encodes 307 amino acids. The record is from RefSeq and is marked reviewed. Gene Ontology annotation, molecular function: structural constituent of cuticle.
UCAACAAUAUUCCCAAAUUUUCAUGAUGUGGGAAGUGAAGGCAGUUGCAGCUGUCUCUACUACUUGUUCAUUAACUGCAAUUGUUAGCUGUCUAGUUGUGCUCUAUGGAUUGUUUCAAGAAAUGGAUGAUAUUGAAUUACAGGUCAAUGAGUCGAUUCGUGUGUUCCAAUUUGAAACGGACCCAGCGUGGCACGACAUGAUGGAUGUGCAAUCUUCAGUGACGCCUCCAUCUAGAGCACCACGAAAUCCAUUUGAAAGUCAUUUGAAAAAGAAGAGACACACUUAUGGCGGACUUCCAUCAUGGUGUCAGUGUGAACCAACGAAACCCGUAUGUCCUCCAGGUCCUCCAGGCCCACCAGGAAACUCUGGUUCUCCAGGAAAUCCAGGAUCACGUGGAGUACCUGGUGAAGAUAAUCAUCAGAUAUAUGAACCAAUACAAUGCCCACUUCCAUCACGUGAUUGCAUUAUUUGCCCUGUAGGACUCCCAGGUUAUCCAGGGCGAGAUGGUCUUCCAGGAGAGCCAGGUCCUAAUGGAAAACCAGGAAAUCCGGGAUAUAGAGGGGAAGAUGGAAAGCCAGGGCGUCCAGGUGAACCUGGCUCCAGUGGAUUACCAGGCAGGCCAGGAUCUGAUGGAAAACCGGGACUUCCUGGAAGAGAUGGGAAGAAAGGAAUAGGAUUGCCUGGAAGAAUGGGUAGACCUGGAUUCGCUGGAAAAGAAGGCCAACCAGGUAUUAAUGGAAAACCAGGUCGAAUGGGAUUGCCUGGUCCAGCCGGGCCUGAAGGAAAGCCUGGAUAUCCUGGAAUGUUGGGAAGGGAUGGAAUUCCAGGAGAACCAGGACUGGCUGGAGGUCCAGGACCUGAUGCUGGUUACUGUAAAUGCCCGAAUAGAGGAAAUACCUACCGCAACCCGUAUCCAUACCGUGCACGAUCGAAAUAUCAUAAACAAUAAAUAUUGGUUUUUGAAUACAAUAAAAAGUUUGUGUAUA